AUAAAACCAUAACGCGAGAGUGGAAAUAUGUUGCUUCCGCCUUUGAUGAUGUCUGCAAGCAUGGAAAGCUUUCGGUUGGAGCGCCAGCGGGUGGUACAUGUGUUUGGGGGGCACUGGUAGAACAGUCAGACAGUGUAUAUACACAAGGACAGAUUAGGUGUCAUGGGCGUAUAAUUGUAGCGUAAGGAAAAAAAGUUUGGAUAGUGUAGUUUCUAACAAAAACACAACGUUUUGGCAUUCUAAAAGUUAAAUAUAUUUAUUCUCUAUAGUUACUUUAGCAUUAAGUGCAGUUUUCCUACCUUGUGUAUCAUUUAAAUCCGCAAUUGAAAACAAAGUGGAUGUGAUUCAUAAAGGAUUAAUUUUAUUGAUUGCACACCAACGCAGAGGUGAAUGAAAAUCGCACUUGCCAAUAUAGUUCAUUCACUCUCGAUCGCUGUGUAAAAGUACACGAAAAUCCGUCUGUGAAACCUAUUCCUAUUUAAAUAGCAAUACUAGUGAGGCCAACGAUGGAUUUGAAGCAAAAAGUAGCAUUAGUCACGGGGGCAGCAACAGGGCUUGGUAGAGCCUUCUGUGAAGAACUUUUGAAGUAUGGGGCGAAGGUGUCCAUAUGUGACCUGGACUCCGACGCUGGUGAGUUGACGGCUAAGGAAUUAGAGCACGAAUUUGGAGCCAAUCGAGUUUUAUUUUGCCACUGCGAUGUGACCGACUAUGUUCAAUUCGAAGAGGCAUUCCAGUAUACAAAAUCCAUCUUCAACGAUAUUGACAUUGUAAUUAAUAAUGCGGAAAUUAUGAACGAUAAAUUCUGGGAGCUGGAGGUGGACGUUAAUCUCAAUGGAGCUAUUCGCGGUACAUUACUCGCACAGCAGUUCAUGAGCAAAGAUAAAGGAGGCAAAGGAGGAGUGCUAGUAAAUAUUGGCUCAGCUGUCAGUGUAAAACCACAAUUGUCAACACCCAUCUACACUGCUACAAAGCAUGCUAUUCUUGGAUUGACAAAGUCCUGUGGGGAUCCUUACCAUUACAACAUAACGGGUAUAAGAACAUUUGCGUACUGUCCCGGACCAAUAGAGAAUUCAUUUUCUCACAACAAACGAUUCAGUUCUCCUGCUCAUGAAAAGGCAUGGAAACUGGAUAUGUCCACUUUUCAAUUCCAGAAGUUGGAAUACGUAGCACGAGAACUAAUUCCGCUGCUUAAAAGUGCUCCCACUGGAUCCAUAUGGCUAGUGAGCAAUGGAAAACCGCCCAAAGAGAUAGCCUACAGCAGCAUCUAAGUUUGCAACAGUAUCGAACUCCGAAGCCAUAUUUGUUAAGAAGCAAAUAAUUCUCACACAUAAAAUAAAUCUUUAUUAGCUAUAUGAAAUCAUCUUCACCGGAAAAGAUUAAAGCAAAACUUAUUUACCAUUAAUCAUUAAGCAGAUAACCUAAUCGCAGAAACUAUCAGAAAUAAUUGUGUCUCCUAUUCAUUCUGUAAUGACUCGCUUUUUGUACCACACUGAACAUCACUAAUAUAAGAAGAAGAAAAAAACAAUUUUGUAUAACAUUAUUGAUUUAUAAAAUCAAACACACCGCUUGCGGCAGUACCCAUUACUAUAACAUACCAGAAAAAGAAGUAUUUAUAUUUAUCACCUAGACUCGUAAGAGUGAAAACAUCAUUAUCGCUUUUGAUAAGUAUCAUUGCUGAAAUAAAAUGUGAAAAACUAAAAA
Messenger RNA from Topomyia yanbarensis, 1701 nucleotides. Its product is annotated as 15-hydroxyprostaglandin dehydrogenase [NAD(+)]-like. Gene Ontology annotation, cellular component: cytoplasm. Gene Ontology annotation, molecular function: oxidoreductase activity, acting on the CH-OH group of donors, NAD or NADP as acceptor. The coding region runs from base 507 to 1268 and encodes 253 amino acids. NCBI's taxonomy places the organism in Eukaryota, Metazoa, Arthropoda, Insecta, Diptera, Culicidae. The record is from RefSeq and is a predicted model, not a curated record. The transcript is spliced from 4 exons.